AUAUCGUUCGACCAGUAACAGUCCAUUGACGUUUGGCGCGGGUUGUUAUGGAAUAAUGUUUAAUACUCCUACAUGAAUCGUGUGGAAAAAGAUAUCAAUGAAGACUUGCUGUGUUUUUGUGGGAAUAAAACAUGACUUUCAAACAAGAAAUUAGUGUGGAUGCAAUGGAUUCUUGUCGCUGUCUAAUCCUAAAAGAAGAGUUCAGAUUGCGCAAUUUAUCAUUAAAAAACAACAAAGCAAAAGCUUUCGUGACUUCUCAGUGCGGACCACGGUUUUUCUACCCUGUAUGGACAACAUUUUGGGCACUGUAUCACCUGUUAAACCUUCUGCUCAUGCCUUACUAUUCUACAGAAUGGCCAAAUAACCUAGCUUGGCCUUUGUAUUUGACAAACUUAGGAUACGCAGUGCUAGGAAUAUUUUCAAUUUCUGAUUGUGUUGCCACUAUUUACGUGCAUAUAAAACGACCGGAUAUUUUGUCUGGGAGUGCGAGUGAAUCUCCAUGGUACCUUCAGUUGGUGUGGUGUCUAUACAAUAUCAAUAACGUGGUGGCCCUAACGAUAUCUCUGUCAUAUUAUGGUCUCCUUACAGUCAGUUUUGAUCCACCAAGCAUUAUCACUCAUAUGAUGAACGCUUUCUUCACAUUUGCCAACAUUUUAGUAUGUGCCAAGCCAACAAAACUCUUACACGCAUACCAACCUCUUCUGUUUUCUGCAUCCUAUCUCAUUCUCUCCCUUAUUUAUUACGCCGCGGGAGGAUCAGCGAUCUACUCUGUGUUGGACUGGAACAAUUUAUCAGUGGCUCUUCCAACGGGACUGGUUGUAGCAUUCGUUUUAGGAUUACUGGUGCAUCUUUUUGUGUUUGUAUUGUUUAAAAUUCGUGUGCUAUUUCAUGAGAGACUCUGUAGUCAGACAAAAGUUGACGCAAUACAAGUGUGCAUCGUUGAAAAGGAAAAGGAAAAAUAUGCGAUUGAAAUUCCUAAAAAAGUUGGACCAUAAUAUACAUACUAAAUGUAUAUAAUUUGAAAAUACUACCUCUUGUAAUUUAUUUAUGUCUGUUAUGUU
Molecule: messenger RNA, 1061 nt
Organism: Saccostrea cuccullata (small rock oyster)
Lineage: Eukaryota; Metazoa; Mollusca; Bivalvia; Ostreida; Ostreidae
Product: protein rolling stone-like
Exons: 4
Coding region: 132-995 (287 amino acids)
Cellular component (GO): membrane
Source: RefSeq, a predicted model, not a curated record